ACAUCAGCUUUUGUCAUUUUUCAGUAUUUUUAUUUUUUAUCAUAUAGGUCUAAGUUUUGAAUAUUCGUGUAGACGGACCAGAGUCCACGAAUAUCCUAUAAAUUCCAAAAAACAAAAAUCAAUAAGACUAAUACUUAUAAAAUAAUUUAAUUACAUACAUAUUUGUUAAAAAUUUUUUUGUUAAACUUCAACUACUAAAAGCAACUAAAAUAUUAUUACAAACCAUGGCAGAGAGACACACCUUUGGUGAUUCACUAGCACCGAUAACAUGCCAUGCUUGGAAUAGAGACAAAACACAAAUUGCUCUUUCUCCUAACAAUCAUGAAAUUCAUAUUUACCGUCGUGAUGGGAAUGAUUGGAAAUUGAUUGACGUUUUAAAUCAACAUGAUUUACGAGUUAUGGGUAUCGAUUGGGGCCAUAAUACCAACCGCAUUGUAACUUGUGCUUCUGAUCGCAAUGCCUAUGUUUGGACGCAAUCCGAAGAUGGCAAAUGGAAACCUACCCUUGUAUUACUUCGAAUCAAUCGGGCAGCAACCUGUGUAAAAUGGUCCCCCCUAGAAAAUAAAUUUGCUGUUGGUUCAGGGGCUCGUUUAAUUUCAGUUUGCUACUUUGAAUCAGAGAAUGAUUGGUGGGUUUCAAAACAUAUUAAAAAACCAAUACGGUCAACUAUAACAUCUUUGGAUUGGCAUCCAAACAACGUUUUAUUAUGUGCUGGAUCUACCGAUUAUAAGGUUCGAAUUUUUUCAGCUUAUAUUAAAGAUAUCGAAGAUCAGCCAUCACCUACACCAUGGGGAAACCGUAUGCCUCUUGGUCAGUUAAUGGCUGAAUUUCGAAAUACCUCUUCCGGUGGAGGAUGGAUACACAGUGUAAGUUUUUCUAGUGAUGGAAACCGAGUAUGUUGGGUAGGUCACGAUUCUGCUAUUAACAUUGGUGAUGCCAAUAAUGGAAACAAAGUGGUUACUAUAAAAACAGAAUUUCUACCAUUUUUAGCUUGUGAAUGGAUUUCGCCAAACAAUAUAAUAGUUGCGGGACAUAGUUGCAUACCAUUAAUAUAUACUUUUGAUGGGCAGAAACUUUCCCUGGCAGCUAAAUUAGAUCAUACACAGAAAAAAGAUUCAACUGGAAUGUCGGCAAUGAAAAUUUUUCAGUCUUUGGAUCGAAAUUUAAAAACCGACAAUUCGGACAACUUUUUAGAAUCCAUUCAUCAGAACGCAAUUACAAGUAUUCGUCUUUUUAAAGGAGAUAAGAACAAUUGCUCAAAAGUUAGCACGUCGGGUGUUGAUGGACAAAUGGUUAUUUGGGACUUGUCUUCAAAUUUAUCGAAGUCUAUGCAGGGACUUAGAUUGUAAAGUUCUCUUUUUUAAAAACAAAGAUUUGUACUAAUCUAAAGUCAAUGUUUCGUCUAUUAAUAAAAGUUUUUUAGAUGUCAGGUAUUA
Molecule: messenger RNA, 1436 nt
Organism: Condylostylus longicornis
Lineage: Eukaryota; Metazoa; Arthropoda; Insecta; Diptera; Dolichopodidae
Gene: Arpc1
Product: actin-related protein 2/3 complex subunit 1A-B
Exons: 3
Coding region: 225-1349 (374 amino acids)
Biological process (GO): Arp2/3 complex-mediated actin nucleation
Cellular component (GO): Arp2/3 protein complex; actin cytoskeleton
Molecular function (GO): actin filament binding
Source: RefSeq, a predicted model, not a curated record